This is a messenger RNA of Funneliformis mosseae, 1218 nucleotides long. The record is from the annotation of a GenBank genome assembly. Lineage: Eukaryota; Fungi; Glomeromycota; Glomeromycetes; Glomerales; Glomeraceae.
AUGAAACAUUCUAUUUUGCUUACUCUGGUUUUCGCAGGUUUGGUUAGUUGUGCUUUAAUUCCCAACAAGAGAGUUAUUGUCAAUAAUGAUGAUCCUGACGAUUAUACUUUAGUAGAGGGAGUUCCUUAUAAUAUUGUUCAUUUGAAGUCCCGUAUGAAUUUAAAUGGUGACAAUUAUGAUGUUGAUGUCAAAAAUUCAAAUUCGUACUGGUCCAUUCAGAAAGCUUACGAUAGUCUAUAUAACAUCAUACAUUUGAAUUCUUGCAGAAAUUUAGACAGUAAUAUUCACAAAGUUUAUACCAGCACUCCCGAAUAUGAUAACCAUUAUCAACAUUGGGAAUUCACAAAGAUUAAGAAUGAUACAUAUAACAUUAAGCAUCCGAUUUCUCAAUCUCGGAGUUUAGAUAGCAACGGUUAUUCGGUAUAUCUUGGAAACGAGUACAAGCACUACAAUCCUUUUCAACAAUGGUCAUUUGAACCAGCAAAUUAUAAUUUGACCGCUUUAGUGACAGAAUUUUCAUACCCCCCAGAUCUAAAAGAUCAACUGAGUCGUUAUACCGUGGAGAUUAGGAAGGCAGAAUUCCUAGGCAAGAAAGUUAGCGAUCGACUUAGUAUUUUUUUUCAUAUAAAUGCGUUUGUAUACGAGUGGUUAGGAAUAAAUACAGGUAUAGAUUGGAAUCGUGAGGCUGAGAAACAAUUUGUUUCACAAUAUGAGGAGAUAUAUAGAGAAACCAUAUCAGAAGAAGUUACAUAUGGGAUUAAAGAGCAAAUUAUGGUACCGCCUUUUAAUUCAAUAGAAUUUGGGGCUACUAUAGAUCAGAUUACUGUUGACAUUCCAUUUAAUGCAACCAUUCGAAUUACCGGCAAAGCGGACCGACUGGAUGAGUAUGGAAAUGUUGUUCCAAUGACUGAUGUUGAUAUUGAUGCGCUUAAAUGUUAUCUUCAGAAGGAAAAUUACAAUAUUAUAAAGGUAGUAGCAGAAGAAAAUUCCCUUAUAGUCAGUACGAAUGGUACUCUGAAAGUAGAUGGAUACGGAUUGGCUUCAACGAUUGAAACCAAGCCUAUCUUUCAUGAUAAUCCUCCGGAUUCUAACGAUCCCCCUACGGAUUUUGGCGAUAUCCUUUGGCAAUACAGACAAUUUAUUUAUUUUGCAGGUGCUUUUGUUAUUUAUAAAUUCGGUACAAAAUUUUUCGAAAACCGAAAUUACGUUGAAAUUUGA